AAAUGAUUCUCCUCCCACAGCUCGCGCUAACAUACGCUCCCCCACCUAAUAGCGACUGGUUUCACAUCAACAAUGAGUGUCUUCGCUGAGUUCAGUGAAAAACACGCCCGUAUUUCAAUAAACCUGCUGAAAAUCUAUUGCGUUUAGCUUAUUAUCUGUCCAACAGAACUGCAUCUAACUGACAACACGCACUGGUGUACAAGUAAGGAGAAAACUAAAGAAGUCAGACAAAACUUUGAGAAGUGUACAGUGGGUGUGUGUGCAAUGGCUGGUGGAAGGAGAGGGGCGAAUCGUACCACUUACUGCAGACCUCCCCUAAGCAGUGAGCCAGGCUCCGUUAGCAAUGGCAACCACACAACCAGCUCUCCAGUCACAGGGGUACGAUCUCGAACAAGGAAUGGCUCAGGAACAUGCAUGUCCAGUCCCCCGCUUGCCACACAGACCGUGGUUCCUCUGAAGCACUGUAAGAUCCCUGAGUUGUCUGUGGAUCAGAACGUGUUGUUCGAGCUCCAUCUUUUCUUCUGCCACCUCAUCGCCCUCUUUGUCCACUAUGUCAACAUCUACAAGACUGUGUGGUGGUACCCACCAUCACACCCUCCAUCACACACAUCACUGAACUUUCAUCUUAUUGAUUAUAACAUGCUGGUUUUCACGAUCAUCAUACUGGCAAGGAGGUUAAUUGGAGCAAUUGUAAAAGAGGCAUCACAAAGUGGUAAACUCUCCUUCCCUCACUCAAUAUUUUUGGUGAUGGCACGAUUUGCUGUGCUUACACUGACGGGCUGGAGCCUGUGUCGAUCCCUCAUUUACCUCUUCAGAACGUAUUCUGUUCUCAGCCUGCUCUUCCUUUGCUACCCAUUUGGGAUGUAUAUUCCGUUCUUCUGGCUUAGCUGUGAUUUCCGGAGAGCAGGUACUUUCGCCCCCAUCACUAGCAUCGGCUCUAAGGAGGUGGGCAGCGUGAGUCGAGGCAAAGACUACCUGACUGUGCUGAAGGAGACGUGGAAACAGCACACCAGCCAGCUGUAUGGUGUCCAGGCCAUGCCCACUCACGCCUGCUGCCUCUCCCCAGACCUCAUCCGCAAAGAGGUGGAAUACCUGAAGAUGGAUUUUAACUGGAGGAUGAAAGAAGUGCUGGUCAACUCAAUGCUUAGUGCAUACUAUGUGGCAUUUGUACCUGUAUGGUUUGUAAAGAGCACCCAGUAUGUAGAUAAGCGGUGGUCUUGUGAGCUUUUUAUACUGGUGUCAGUCAGUACGUCCGUCAUUCUCAUGAGACACUUGUUGCCUCCACGAUACUGUGACCUGCUUCACAAAGCUGCAGCUCACCUUGGCUGCUGGCAGAAAGUAGACCCCGCACUCUGCUCCAAUGUCCUUCAGCACAUAUGGACUGAAGAGUACAUGUGGCCACAGGGAGUCCUGGUAAAACAUAAUAAGAAUGUUUAUAAAGCCAUGGGCCACUAUAAUGUUGCAGUCCCAUCUGAUGUGUCCCAUUAUCGCUUCCAUUUCUUCUUCAACAAGCCUUUACGAAUAUUGAACAUACUCAUCAUUCUUGAAGGUGCCAUGAUAUUCUACCAGCUCUAUUCAUUGAUAUGCUCAGAAAAGUGGCAUCAGACGAUAUCGCUGGCCUUGAUUCUCUUCAGCAACUACUAUGCCUUCUUCAAGCUCCUCAGAGACAGAAUAGUCCUAGGAAAGGCAUACUCUUACUCCAACAGCUCAUCAGACCAAAAAGUCAGUUAAGUCUCAAGUUAAAGUUGGUCAUACUUAUUUUGGAGUAAAAAACAUGCCGAGGAGGUCUGUAAUUUUUUUUUUUUACAAAAUGCAUUUUGUCACAUUUUUUUGUUCUGAACUGUCAUAAUAAAAAAAGAAAUAUUUU
Messenger RNA from Melanotaenia boesemani (Boeseman's rainbowfish), 1867 nucleotides. It is a transcript of the gene tmem39b, whose product is annotated as transmembrane protein 39B. The record is from RefSeq and is a predicted model, not a curated record. The transcript is spliced from 9 exons. Gene Ontology annotation, cellular component: membrane. Bases 265 to 1731 code for a protein of 488 amino acids. Lineage: Eukaryota; Metazoa; Chordata; Actinopteri; Atheriniformes; Melanotaeniidae.